This is a messenger RNA of Saprolegnia parasitica CBS 223.65, 5488 nucleotides long. RefSeq lists its product as hypothetical. Lineage: Eukaryota; Oomycota; Saprolegniomycetes; Saprolegniales; Saprolegniaceae. The transcript has 7 exons. Bases 119 to 5488 code for a protein of 1789 amino acids. The record is from RefSeq and is a predicted model, not a curated record. Gene Ontology annotation, biological process: regulation of transcription by RNA polymerase II.
CGAAAAGAGACCGAGUGAGCGGCCGACAGCGGACGGCAAGAGCGAGCGUGGACACGAGACCGCGCGACGCAGAUCCCAAGCGAGAGGACCGAGACGCCCGCAGCAGCAGCAGCAGAGAAUGAACGGAGGUUCAUCCAGCAACCAUGGAUCCCACGACAGCCCCGGACGCGCGCCAGACCGCUCGGGCCAGUUCAACGUGAACUUUGGCUUUCGCAGCGGCGGCUUUGGCGUGCGCGGCCGCGGGCGCAAUAAUAUGAACCAAGGCAACGGAGGUCGGACCGGCCCGCGCGGUCGGUCGCCGCCGCACAACCAGUCGAUGUACGGCGGCGGCAUGCAAGGCCGUGGCAACAACUACAACCGCAACCGCAGCACCAGCGGCGGCAACUACAUGGCGUACAAGCAGCGGCCGAUGGGCCGAUCCCGCGACCGGUCCCGCUCCAAAGAUCGAAUGGAUCGGCGAGGUGCGUCGCGAGACCGAUCGCGCGACCGCUUCCGGGAUCGAUCCCGCGACCGCCGGCGCGACUCGUUUCCGCGCGACCAUCCGGACGAGUUGCAGUCGAACUCGUCGCCCGAGAAGCUCGACCGGUCGUACGCCGACAACAUCGAUGUCAAGCAGGCAGCAAGGAAAGAGGUCGAAUCGAACGACACGGACUCGAGGGACGAAGAAGGCUUGGUCACGGAAGACUCACCGCGGAAGACGCCGGUACGACGGCCGAGUUGGAGCAAUGCGAGCUCGCCCGUCGUCAAGCCCGACGCGGCGAGCACCCGUCGGCGCGAGGCAGACGAGUCGCCGGUGCGGCGAAGGGACAGCGUCGACGUCAAGCGUCGAGGCAGCAUCGCCGAAGCCACCAGUGAGAAGCUGCUGAAGCGAAGCGAGUCGAUGAUUGUUGCCUCGGCCACGCGCCGUCCGUCACUGGAUCUGAAGCGAUCCGAGUCGCUGACGCUGCCGAAGCCCGACGUCGACGACGCAGCGAAUUUGGAGCCGCCGCGACCGCCGCCGUCCGACUUGACCAACGUCGAGGGCAGCUCGACACCGAGUGACGACCGCGACAGCCAAGGCAUGAAGCGCGUGCGCCUAGGGUGGGGCCAAGGGCUCGCGGCGGCGUCAUCGCCCAGUGCGGCGACGUUGGCGGCCAAACGCCCGCGCAUCGGUUGGGGCCAAGGCCUCAUGUCGCAGGCGUCCGAGUCGGCGACAACGCUGGAGCGGCGUUCGAUGUCGCCUUUGCCGGCGUUGGUCAAGGCUACCGAGCGUGCGCCUGCUGCGACGCCACCCCGACCAACACCCUUGCCAGGCCUUCUCCCGACGCCCGUGACGGGGCUGCUGCCAACACCAACCACUGGGCUCUUGUCGACGCCAGCGUCUGCGACGCCGCCCGCGCACUCGACUACCGUGUCGUCGGUGUCAUCGCCCGCGCGACCGGUCGGGCUCCUCCCGAUGCCAACGUCGUCGGCCGCAGUGUUUGCAUCACCACCCACAGCGGGGCUUCUUCCACACCCAUCGACCGGUCUUCUCUCGUCGCCAGGUCUCCUCCCACUGCCCAACUUCCGUGACCGCACCGGUGGUAGUACCAGUGGCAGUACCAGUGACAGCACCAGUGGCAGUACCAGUGGCAGCGUCAGUGCCGGCCCCGCCCCAGCACCUAUACUACCACCACCCGUUGUUGUCGUGUCUGCGGCUGCACCGCCGGAAGCACCCGUGGUCGACGACGUUGCGGGUGUCGCGCCAGUCGUCGCUGCGCCGCCGCGGAAGGAAGAUCUUUUGGUCUCGAUUGACGCAUUGGACGCCGACAUUGGCCGCGUCAAGAGCCAGAUCGCAGCGACACGCGACGAGUUCGAAGCGCUCAAAAUGCAGCCUCUGACCUUCUUUGACGAGGUGGAAGAGCCGGCUGUCGUUGUGGUGACCCCCAAGCCCAAGACGCGACCGGUGAUUAUGGACCCGGAACUCAUGGCCACCGUGAGUGCGAUGAUGACGACCAACUGCGCCAAGGCGACGGAGGCUGCCGCGAACCUCGAUACGCUCGGCACUGCGGCCGUGCGGUACGCGACACCGGGUGACGCACCUGGCGUGUCGGAGAUUCUGACACACAGUGCGUCACUGCGGCCUCGGGUGCUGUCGCGCAUCAUGGCGCGCAAGGCGGCGCACUACACCAAGAUGCGGCAGCUCGCGGUGGAGUUUGUGCAGCUGAAGAAGGCGUGGCGGCACCGCGUCAAGCGCAUCGAGAAGGACAAGAAGAAGCAGGAGAAGAUCCGGUCCAAGCUCUUGCUCAAGCAGCAAAAGAAGACGCAAGCGACGACGGCCACCGACACCACGGCGGCGGCGGACGAGGCGGCGACCAACAGUAGCAGUGUCCGGACAUCAUCCCGCCUCACCAACAACUCGAGCAACCCGCCGCUGCUCCCAACGCUGCAGACAGGCCUCGAGAAGGACUCGGCGGCGCAGUGGGAGCAAGACAAUCGGCGCAAGCGGCUCAAGGGUGCGAUGGUGGCCUCUGGAUCGAGUGCGAGCCUGUAUGUGAUCCCGGACAUGCUUCUCGACGAAGACAGGCUGUGCGUGCAGCGGUUUGUCAAGUUGCCGCGGCCGACGUUGACGGGCCUCGAGACGCCGUCGACGCCCAUGGACGGCCAGCUCGCGGUCGCCGUCGAGAAGCUGACGAAUCCGUGGAGCGACGUUGAAAAGUGCAUUUACGUCGACAAGUUUCUCCAGUUCCCAAAGCAGUUUUACCAGAUCGGCACGUACCUCAAGAACAAGACGACGGGCGACGUCAUUGCGUUCUACUACAACACCAAGAAGGUCGUCGACUACAAGGCGAUCAUCCGCGAGCAGCAGCUGCGGCGGCGCGGCGCCGGCAUCAAAAACACGUGGAACUGCUGGCACCUCUCGGUCUGUGUCGCGAUGGCACUUGGCGUCCAGUUUCCCGACUCGAUCAAGGCCAUGCUCUUGCAGCCGUCCAACUUUCGGUCGCACCAGGCCGCCAACUGCAUCUUGCACGCGGUCAAGGGCGUCAAGGACGCGGCGGCCAAUGACGACACGGCGUCGACGACCAACGACGACGACAAGGAGUCGAAGGAUGGAUCGACGCUCGGCGUGCCGCCCAUGGUGCUGGACCUCACGACGCUCCUCUCGGACAAUGCGUAUAGCACCGGGUACGAGACCUCGAGCGUGAGUGUGCGCCAGCGCUUUCUGGACUUUCGCGCGUCGAGCCAGUACCAGCCCGACCCGCCGCCAGUCGCGCUUGACAACGAGCCGAUCAAGGUUGUUUCCAAGCUCAAGCUCAAAAAAGACGUGGCCGUCGCUGACGCCAUGCCGUCGCCGGCCUCCCGGCGCAAGUCGGGCACGCGCGCGGCCAACCCGAUGAAGAAGGAUUCCAAGCGCAGCGCCAAACUCAAGCGGGAAGACGCACCGAAACGCGCCAAGGUGUCGCCGACCAACGUCCAGGACGACGCACCACCGCCGCCGACGGUGCCCGAGGCGUCGUCGCCGAUGCGAGAGAAGAAGUCGUCGGCCUCGAAGCCGCCGCCGCCAGCCCAGCUGCCGCUGCUGCCACCACCGCCCAUGGUGGCGCCGCCGCAGCUCCUCAGCAAGCACACCAACCAAAUGUUGCAGCUGAGCGUGCCGCUGCACGUGCCGGUGCUGCACACGCCGUCGCCCAGCGGUGGCAUGCACCAUCCGUCGCUGCUACCGACGCCGAUGGGCCAGCCGCCGUCGGUGCUCAGCAGCCUUCCGCCAGGCAAGCGCGUCGUGCAAAAGUGGACGGAGCAAGAGAAAUCCGACUUUCUCAAAUUCUUCUCGGUCUAUGGGAAGGACUGGAGUGCGCUGACCAAUAGCAUUCCGACCAAGACCGCGGCGCAGAUCAAAAACUACUAUCAGAACUACAAGAACCGCCUCGGCCUCCAGGACAUUCUGAAGAAGCGCACGGAGCGGAUCACGUCGACGGGUAGCGGUCCCAACACGCCGCAGUCGGGGCCGACGCCGGGCCAGGCAUCCCCAACGGCGCUCGGGUCGCCACCGCCGACAUACGCGUUCCCGAUGUCGAUGCCGCCGCUGCAACCGCAACAGACGUCGGCGCCGGUCAACAACAGCAACGAGUACAACACUGUGUACCCAUCGACAAACGCGCGGCACAAGCUCUUGCAGCUGCAGUGCGAGCUCUCUCGGAUCACGAUGCAGCAGCUGCCGCCGGAAGCGCCGUCGAAUUCGUCGAAUCCGACGUCGAUGGCGUACUCGACAAUCAACUCGCAAGCGUCGCAGAUGAAGCUGCUCCAGUAUUCGCUGCAGCAGCAAGUCCAGAUGCUCCAGAUGCAAAUCCACCAGCAAGAGCUGCAGAGCAACGCGCCGUACGCACCGCGGCCUCUCCAAGAGCGCAUGCACCUGCGACCAGCAACCGACAACUACUACGACCCGCGCUACAGCGACAUGAAGAUGGAGGCGCCGCAGCAGCCACCCAUCGUACCCCGGCCGCACCUGGACACGUCUACUGAGCGGUCGUCGAGCCUGCCGCCGCUGGCCGAGGCGCCACCGAUUGCGAUCCCGCAGCCGACGUCGCGGAGUCUCAUGUCGUUUUCGUCGAUCUUGAACGAGAGCAACGGGAGUCCGUACGGCGCGCAGACGCCGCCGACCUUGACGCCUGUGCACAACAUGUCUCGGUCGAGCGUCUCGAGCCUACUCAACCGGCACCACCGAUCGGCGCACACGCCACCGGCCAACGCGUCGCAGCAACCACACGCGGUGCAAUUACAACAGCAGCAGCUCCAGCAAGGACCGUCGGCCGCCAUGAAGCUGCACCUGAGUCACCCGCUGCGACAGAUGGCCCACCCAUCGCAGCAGCAGCAACAACAUCCGCAUCAGCAGCAGCAACAGCAGCAACAACAGUCACAGCCACAGCCACAGCAACAACAACAGCAGGGCUACUAUGGCUCGGCACCGUCACUCCCGAGCCAUUUGCACCAGCACGGACCGUCGAGCCGAAAUCCGUACGCGUCAGUGCUGAACGAGGCAGCACACAGCGACAUGACGUACUCGGGGCAGUCGUUCCAGCAGCAGUUGCAGCAACGUCAGAUGCAGCAAACGCCGGUGCAUUACGCCAUGGACAAGGCACCGCCGUCGGACGCGGAGUCCGUCUGGACGAUGGAGCAGCAGAUGCGAUACGAAGAGGAGGCCCAGAGCUUGCACCGCGCCGCGUUGGAGAAGGAAGCGUUUGCCCGGCGCGCGGAAGAAGAGGCGACACGGGCGGCUGCCGCGGCUGCUGCCGCAGCUCGGGCGCUUCAGGAAGCCCAAGCGGCGCGGCAGGAAGCCAUGCACUUGGCAGCGAACGCUGCGCGGUACACGAGCCACAUGCAGCAGCGACAAAACAUGCACAUGCCGUACGGACACCACCACCCGCCGCCGUAUCUGCAUCCGAUCCCGCACAUGGCCCCGUCACCACCCGAGACGGACGGUCCGCCACCCGCCGCUAGUCCCCGCGAGUCGUCGAGCACCGCACCGAAGUAG